AUCCUUGCAGUCACGAAAGCUUUAAAUCGAGAAGUUUACUGCAGUCCAAUCCAGUGUUCCAUCUUGCAGCAGGAGUAGUAGUUGGUGCUGCUAUCGCUUGUUAAUCAUUGAUCCUUUGAUAUCCUUUGAAGGCUAAAUGUCACGACAGGGUUGUUAAAUCGCGCAUAUAUAUUUGAGCCACUCAUCGAUUUGUUACGGUGUGCGGGAUGAGUGCCAAAAAUUUCGCAGGACGGCCAGAACUGCCAAAGGCUGAUGGUCACCAUGGGUGGGCUGGCUGUUUGUCUGGACAUUGGUAACCCCCCCCCCCCCAAACAUUGGAAAUCAACAAAACCUCCCAUUGUGCAAUUUUUGGACCCGGCAAAGCACCGCGUGCGUGUUUCAUUCAAAGUUUAAAUCGACAUUUGGCGAGGUCAGCAGAUCGAAAGCCAUGACAGAUCCGUGACUGUUCCGCUUAUUCUGCGAGCAAGCAAGGCACAACAAACAUCCAACCAAGCACUCAUCCAGCCUCAAAUCCUGCUUAGCUUCCAAGAUCUGAUGAGAUCGGGCAUGUAUCAGAUGAUUUGGUUACAGACUGAUGGUUUCAGGUGGAAUGAAUACGUACCUAUGGGUUGUGCUUCAUAAGGUAUUUAAAACGUAACAGGUUUAAUACACCACCUUAGCUGCUGCUGAAUGGUUCGAUUUUUUCUAAUACACAGAUCAAGCUACACACAGAAAUAUAUUUACGGCACAUUGGGAUCCUUGGAUGAAACGCACCUUAAAAAUGUAAAUUAUUAUUAAUAAUUAUUAAAACUGUGGCCAUGAGUUUGAAGUGCUUCUGAGAUAUCUUUACAGCCUCCUUUUAUCAAUCCACUGCUGGAUACAUGCCUCCCGACGCCUGUGUCAGACGUGAGCGUUUCGUGAUCACGCUCGCAUCUUCACGCUCAUCAGUGUGGCUGUUUAUUCUGCGAAGGUUUAGAUUUUAGCACAGACCUCAAAAUAGUUUCCUACAAUAGCAACUCGUGACUUGAGUUGGUCGGGGUCCAGAUUGCCUCAAGGGUCUGCUGUUUUACAAACAUAGCGCCAUUCAUUCUUUAAUUUCUCAACAGUAUCACGUUCAAUUUAAUGGCACCAUCUCCACGUGAUGCCUGACUCAAAGGAAUGGAUUAGACGCUAACCAGAGUCACGAGCUCUUCGCCAAUGCUGGUGAUCAACGCUGGUGGUCCCACAGCACUGACGUGGCACAAAAAAAACGAAUUCAGCCAUUCACAAUCUGCCGUUGGAUGAAGGCCAAGACACAUCGGUACAUAUUGGGGAUUUUUGUUUUUACAAGACUCCACCAGGCUGGUCCGUGCAGGUUUACGAAUGAAUGAGUGGUAGUAUAACGGGACAAAGAUCGGUUCUGAUAUUACGAGUCACUGAUGUUGGCCGUGGCUGGGUAUUGAACUAGGGUCACGCAGUUCAUAGGGCAGCACGUUAACCACCGCACCAUUGCUCCACCCCGUGACUUAUUAAUCUUUAAUCACAUUGGUAUUGUUUAAGCCUAUUUAAUACCCUCCUAUGGUUCAUCUACAGCUUUUCUGGAAUGUGCUAGGGUCUUUGUCCUUGAUUGUAAAAGUUGUUUAUGUCAGCGGUUCUUUAAUCUAUCCAAGUUAAUCAUGUGGUAGUCAUAAUAAUAAUUUACAGCCUUCAUGCAAAGCCUUCUCAAGCCACAUGAGGCAUGGCAGUUGCUUUGUCCAUACUUCUGCGCACUGGUCAGUGUAGGUUGGUGGAGGAGGGUUCGGAGAUAAUCGGCCACUGAUGUUAGCCGUGGUUCUGAAUUAAACAAAGGUCUCUGAAUUCCAGCAAAUGCUAAUUACAAUCACCUUUAUUUUACCAGGGCCAACAGAUUCCUCAGCCAGUGUCUGCAGCUGCUUGGUGGAGGGGCAUCAGGGAGAGACAGGAGCAGCCAUGCCACAGACUAAGUUGGUGUUUCUCCUGGCCAUGUGGGCAUCGAAUGCCAUGGCCACGGAGCUGCUGAACAUUUGCAUGGACGCCAAGCACCACAAGACCAAGCCGGGGCCCGAGGGGUUACUUUACGGACAGUGUGAACCAUGGAAGGACAACGCAUGUUGCAAUGCCAACACUACAGAACAAGCUCAUGAGGAUCAAUCGUAUCUGUACAACUUCAACUGGAACCACUGCUGGUCUCUGGGCCAGCCUAAACUGUCGGAUAAAUGCAAGAAGCACUUUGUGCAGGACACCUGUUUGUACGAGUGCUCGCCAAAUCUGGGACCCUGGAUCCAGAAGACUGACAGCAGCUGGAGAAAGGAGAGAAUCUUAAAUGUUCCACUCUGCAAAAGUGACUGCCAGAGUUGGUGGAAUGACUGUCGAAAUGACUACACCUGCAAGGAAAACUGGCACAGCGGUUGGGAAUGGAUAAAUGGUACCAACCUUUGCCCACCUGAUUCCCAGUGCCAGAUGUUCGGCGUGAUCUUCCCCACACCAAAGGACCUGUGCGAGCGCAUCUGGAGCAGCUCCUAUAAGUACACGGAGGACGAUCGUGGGAGUGAUCGCUGUAUCCAGAUGUGGUUCACCGAUAAAAACCCGAACGUGGAGGUGGCUCGUUAUUACGCCAGCCAAAUGGGCAACGCCGGUCGUGAUCGCCCAAACAUCGCGGUGACGCUCUCACUCACUCUCGUCGCCACCCUGGUGCAUCAAGGCUGUGCGAAUUAAAAUUUCAUUUCAACAAAUUCGGGUUUGGUAGAAGAUGGGAAAGGUUGCAACCUCCCCCACGUUGUGUUUUCGGGUUGUUACUGCGCGUUCUACGGCGUGAUGUCUGAUGUUUCGCCGCACGUGCUGGGUGGGAGCUUUGUCAGGGGCUGAAUAGUGCAGGAACUGAAAUCAAUUCGAUGUCGGGCAUCGCGCCCAACAAAGAUGAUGCGGAACAACCCACACACACAGUGGAGAGCUACAAUACAGUAUUCCCUCGUUAUCCGCGAGGGAUACGUUCCGGAGAUGCUCGUGAAUAGCAAAUUUCGCGGAUAAUUAUACCUUAAAUAAAUAGAUGAAAAUUAUCUCAUCACUUUAUCUCAUCACUUUCUCGGUGUAGUCGUGUAGAGUUCCAGAUAAGAUUCACGGAUAGCCAAAAUCACGGAUAGUAAGUUCGUGAAUAACGGGGGGAAAACUGUACAGCAUACCUGCAAAAACCUAUGCAGUCGCAAGAGAAAGAUACAAUUAUAUGGUGUGCUGGUUGUGCUCAGUGCGUUAUUGAAUGAAAUCAAUGGGUGUUAAUCAUACAUUCGCACCUCCGAUUAGCACGCUUGACUACGUACGGUGCGAAAGAAGUUCAACAUACAGUCCGAAGAACACCGCGUUAUAUUAUAUUGUAAAGCACGGUAGGCAAAAACACGUGAGGUAUGCAGACUGAAAAAGACGGAGGCACGUGGGUAGCAUCCUGCCUUGUGACGCUACGCCGAGGCGACGUUCUGAUCGCGUUAUAUCAAAUUUGCGUUAUAUCAAAUUCGCGUUAUUUGAACACGUGGCGUUAUAGAAGAGGCCGGACAUAAAUACUUUGUGUUUGGCUACAGUUUGUAAUUUGCUGAAGCGUGAUUUGAUUUGCAGUAUUAUAAAAAUGGAGGUUAAGCAUGUGGUUAAUAAUUUCAUGACACAUUAAUGCAUCGGAUGACGUAACCUAAUGUUUUAUUUUAUGGUUUAGGUUAAGUUAAAAUAGCAGGCAGAUUCAUUCACUCGCCUAAAAUAUUACUGCAAUAGUACCACCGUUUGCCACUGUUGUAAUUGGAUUUACACGAAUAUAUGUCCGGUGAAUAGUUUUCUAUGAAAGUGCCUGUAGAUAGAAAUCUACAAAACAAUGUAAUUCUAUAGUUUGUAUUAAACAGAGAUGAAUUUGAAUGAGCAAAUGUAACAUUCUUCGAUGAAGUAAUGAAACUGGAAUACUUUGUAAAAGUGUAUUGUGUCAAGGUUUGUAAAGGGGUACAGUGAGAAAAAAAUCAGUUUGUCGUGAGUAGAAACUAAAAUCGUCGAUGGAAUUAUUUGUACGAAUGUAGUGGCGUAGCAUUCGCUACUUCUCUACCGUCAUCCACCGCACCACCACAGCGUGGCACAGCACUUAUGUUCACGAUCGGUUGUUUUUUACUCAGGUUUCGUCGAUUGUUUUCUGAAAAAGUAACCAGUGGUUUGUUUAAUCCACGAAUGAGUACGCGUUUUUUUAUUCUGCGUGUAUUGCGAUUUUUUUAUUAUUAUUAUAUGUAAUCGCACGUACGUUCAAUUGUUCAUCCAUACUGUAGGUAAACGUGUUCACGUGAUGACCCUGCAGUCAUUAGAGGCCACUACCGUUCACCAUCAUGCCAACACAUUCGAUUUGAGACCAAAUUGUUGCAAUUCACCGAAUAACGCAAUGGGGUGGGGAGAGGACGCGGAAUGGUUACUUACCAAGUAUUUAUCGUCGGAUUACAAUACUGCGUAGUAAUUUACAGCCUCACAACUGAACAAAAACUCUUUUUUUGAGGGCCUUGCUUGUUAUACAUUACCCGUGCCAACACUGAAAUUAGUGACAGCGGCUCCUUUCUUCAAAUGCAAUAAAAUUAUCAAAGGUGAAA
Messenger RNA from Petromyzon marinus (sea lamprey), 4574 nucleotides. Its product is annotated as folate receptor gamma-like. The record is from RefSeq and is a predicted model, not a curated record. Lineage: Eukaryota; Metazoa; Chordata; Hyperoartia; Petromyzontiformes; Petromyzontidae. Gene Ontology annotation, molecular function: signaling receptor activity. Gene Ontology annotation, cellular component: external side of plasma membrane.